AUGUCUCUAGCGCGUAUCACGGCCAACAUUGACGGCCUGGGCGAACGUAGACGUAGGAUGUACGCGACUGUUGUUAUGUCAGUACUUAUGUACGGGGCCCCUAUCUGGGCGCAAACAGUUGCUGAUGACAGACGCAUACUGACCGAUGUGCGUAAGCUGCGGCAGCUAGCAUUAAGGAUGAUCCGGGGAUACCGCACUGUUUCACAUGAAGCGGCUGCUGUACUAUCGGGAAUUGUUCCCUUCGAUUUGGCGGCGGAUCGAUUAAGAUCAUAUCUCAAAAGAAGAGAGAUCAUCGCGCGGGACGAUGUGAUAGUCCCGAACGUGAGCGCGAUGCUAAUAGAGGUUCAGCGUCGUAAAGCGAUUUCUAAGUGGAGUGAACGUCUGGCUGAACUGCCACCGAGUGGUCCUGGAUCGAUGGUUCGUCGCGCGCUUGUCGAUCAUCUGGACGAGUGGAUAGGGAGGACGCAUGGAGCACUCACGUACCGAAUCACUCAGGGCAUCUCCAAUAUGCCUCUUCUGCCGGGCUACAACGGAUACUGCGGAGCAUACCCUUCUGUUCUGUCCAUCUUGGGUAGAGCAGAGGGAGGAGCUACUGCGUAUAAUUGGGGUGAAUAG
This is a messenger RNA of Trachymyrmex cornetzi, 615 nucleotides long. RefSeq lists its product as uncharacterized. The transcript has 2 exons. Bases 1 to 615 code for a protein of 204 amino acids. The record is from RefSeq and is a predicted model, not a curated record. Lineage: Eukaryota; Metazoa; Arthropoda; Insecta; Hymenoptera; Formicidae.